GAGUCCGGCAACAUCGCAAUUUUGCAUGGCGGUUUUCUGUUUAUUUGAUGAAAGAGUGUGGUUAGGAACUAGGAACCAUUAGUUUAAUGUUCGUGUCUCGGAUGGGGUCAGGUAGUAGUUCUGUAUGGGAAAAUUAAGUAAAGUAAAUUAACACUUCAAAGUCGAUAUUUUGAAAGGAGGAGAGAGAUAGGCAAACUGAAUAAUAUCUAUGUAAAUUUAAUAGUUUACAAUUAAUUUCAACUUCCAUAAUCCGUCAUAUUAAAAGCUUGUAUUAGCAGUAAGGUGCUCAAAUUAAUUUUUGUUAAUUUUAGCAAGAAAAUGUCAUAUCAAUCGGAUCUUCUAUCAGUUGAGGAUCAAAAAUAUUUACUUGGAGAAGUUACUAAUGACAGUUUUUUAAAGUUAAUAAAUGAGGACCCGUCUAUUCUGUCGCAUGAUGAUACUACAAUAUUGAUUGACAAUAUGGAGCAAUAUCAAGAUAUAAAAAUACCUAGACCUAUUAAUACCAUUCCAUCUAAUGAAGAAUACAGCGGGCCAUUUGAGUUUGAAGUAGAUGUAAUACCAAACGGUGCAAAAAAUGCUUGGGUAUACUCUCCAAUGCUCAACAAAGUUUAUAUGGAUAUGAGAUCAGCAUUUCCAGUAGAUUUUAAAGUUAAAGAUAGACCACCGUUUCCCCUAUUUAUCAGAGUGACGCCUAUGUACAGUCUGCCACAAUAUACACAGGAUUGUGUGUACAGAUGCUUGAAUCAUGAAUUUACUGAUGAUGGUACUGAUCGUGAUAUAUCACCUCAUAUUAAAUCUCACGUCAUAAGAUGCCAUAAUAAAACUGCUUACUACAUUGGAGAGAAAUCAGUAAAUGAACGCUUAAGUGUGGUAAUUCCUCUUGCAUUGCCUCAAAUUGGAACUAACAGUAUUAGAGAAAUGUUCGAAUUUGUGUGUAAAAAUUCUUGUCCCAGUCCUGGAAUGAACCGUCGUGCCAUUGAAGUUAUAUUUACAUUAGAGAAUGAACAGUCUGAAAUAUUCGGGCGGAAAUCGUUAAACGUGAGAGUUUGUUCGUGUCCAAAACGUGAUAAAGAAAAAGAUGAAAAAGAUAGUGUUAAACAAUUACAGCCGUCAGGAGGUAAGAAAAGAAAAAUUCAAAAACCUGCCACAAAAGUUGCUGCAGUUAAUCACGAUGUCACAGAAUAUGAUAUUACUAUUCCAAUUGUUGGCGAAAAUAACGUUAAAAGUAUUUUAAAAUUCAGUCAUGAUUUGAUGGCAGGUGAGAUAGAGCGUUAUUCUGACGAUGGUCCACAAGCGAUAGCGCCUUUUCGAGAGGUUUUGAAUAAAUUGAAAAUAAUGAUAAGAGAUUGCAACGAGUAAUUUUUCCUUUAUCUUUAUACAAAUGUUUUACUUUUUUAUGUUACUUAUCAAGUUAAUAUGACUUAUUUUUGUAUUCUCUUUUUUUGCAUUUUAUAUGGAAGUAUAUAAAAAAUUGGAUUUUGUUAUAAUUUUAGAACAAAAAAUAUUUCUUUCUUUUGCUCAAUGAAAAGUUUUCUUCUAUAAACUUAAUUGAAAUUCCAAUUUUUGUAUAUAGAAACCGAUAAUUUUACAGGGUUUACUUGAAAAAUAAUGCUGCACUUUUUUAGUUAAAAAUAAAAUUUGCGGUUAUAUUUAGUAUAUUCCAAAUAAAAUUCAAUGUACGCCAUAAAGAUGCGUUUUUUGGCAUCUAUAUUACACAGUGUUACAGGGUUGAGGGACCGUGUGGCACAUAGGUCCCCAUAUUCAGUACCAACUUAGGCGCCAAAUUCAAAUAGCGAGUAAAUGCAUUUGAAACCUAAACCCAAAAGCUUUUAUUUUUCAAUGUUUAUUCAAAAACGUGUUCCAAAUGCUUUUAAAAUUAUUUAUUUAAAAAUAAUCAUGCAGUUUUUGGCAGAUAAAUUAUUUUAUCAGAAAAUUUUCUUAUUUGGAGAAUUUGUAGUCUAAUAAAAUAAAAAUGAUAAUUCGUGUGAAAACUAAUAAUUUUUAUUCAAAAUUUUCAUUUUUAUUAAAGUAAAUCACAAAUACAAUACUAAAAUAAUUGUAUGAAAAAUCGAACGUAUUAUAAAUAAAAAUUGUAUAAUGUUAAAAAUUUAUUUUUAAAAAUAUAAAAUCUGGAAGUAAAAAUAAUAUUUUCUUUCUCAAUUAAUAUUGUAAAAAAGGUUUUUAAAGAAAUUUGUAUGAAUCAAUAGUAAGUGAGAAAUUUGGAAAUUAAUUAUCAAUAAAAUUGAAAAAUUUUAAGAAUUCAUAGAAACAACAAAAAGUAGAAAUGUAAGUUUAAAAAUUUUCUCCAUUACUAUAAAAAAAUGGGUGUCCGCUGAUUUACAAACAAAAGAAUAUUGUUUACAUUGUAACUUCUCAAAAACGUUAAUUUAUUGUACGAGUUUAAGUUGGUAGUUAAAGAGCCAUCUGACGCAAGUUUUUUGACUUAAUUUAAUGCUUUUAAUAAUGUUAAAUACAUACUUUACAUUAUAACUUUCACAUGAAAAAAUUUGUAAUUAUUGUAUAAUCAACUAAAAUGUUUGUAUCACUAAAAUAAAUCACCUGUAGCAUCACUAGUUUGUCUUGAAAAUAUAGUAGGAAGAGCGUUACUUUCGGAUUUUUUCAUAUUAUCUACUCAUUGAUCACUAUCAAAAUGAAGUUAUAAAAAAUAAGUUUUAUUUUUAAUAUUGGAUAUCAAUUUAAAAAUGAAUGAUAACAUAGUACAGUAUCAUCAUAUUUUCAUUUUAACCUCGCAUAAAGCAGCUGAAUCUCCAGGAGUCCAAUUAGAAUCUUUCCCACCAAGUUGAACACAAUUUAUUCUCCACAAUUCCAUUCUCUUUGGAUCUCUUGGAAAGUAGCACAUCUUCAAACUAAUUCCAUUCUUUUCUUUAAAUCCAGGAGCAUAAAGCUUUUGUAUUUUUAACAAAUAUUUUAUGAUAACAGUAAAAUAUCAAUUUUUUACUCAAUCAGUUUACACACAAACAGGCGCUUACGGUCACAUCACUGAUAGCCGAAUCUACGUCUGUGAAAGUUAAGGUACUGAAUAUGGCGAAACCAAUCAGAAAGAGACUAAGUAUCUGCCACACUGUUCCUCGGCCCACUGUAACAGUGUACUUGAAUCUGCAUAAGAACAAUAUAAUUAGUAAACCCAACCUAACCUAACAAUAUAAUUAGUAAAAAUAAAGAAAAGCGUUGCUAUCAGCUCGUCACUUCUUUUCAUUAUAUAUUUCAGAUUACAAAAUAUUUUUCAAUUCGUAUUCAUAUUGUUUAUUGCAGCAUACAGAAUCAUAAAUUAAUCAAGCUUCAAAUUUGUCUCUUAAUAAUUGCAUAUUUAUUUUAAUUAGUUGGUGAAAUAUUUUUCUUCUGAUUCUUGUGUUUAUACUUUUCUUUAUUUAUUAUUGUAAUACUACUGAUGGUGAUUUUUGCUAACCUUUUUUUGUUUUAUUGAAUAUAUUAUUAGUUUUUUUUUUGUGAAGAUAUUUUCUUUUUCUCUAAUUGUUCAUUUCUAUUUAAGCUUUAAUAGUAACUUCCAUUUUUCAAUUAGUGUGUAUAUGGUAGAGUAUUGUUUUUGAUUAUACAGGUGGUAGGUGAAAACGGGCAGUUUCUUAUUAAAUUAACCUUAAUUUCAAUUUGGAUUGAGAAAAUACAAGAAAGAUGAGUGAUGGUUAAAUGUUCUUCAACUACUUAAUUUAAUCUUCUAAGUUGAAAUUUCUGCAAUUGUUUGCUGAAUAUAUGGGUUACUAUUACUACAAUAAUGUAAUUACACUGUCUGACGCGAAGUUAUAGUCUCUAGGGACCGAAGAUAAACUUCCUUCGGUCCUCUAAUUACUUACUCAAUUCAUGUCGAAAAUUUAUUAAGACAAUUUAUUAUUUCAGAAAACUUACUAAUUGUGAUGAUUCUUCAUUUUUUUUUGUUCAAUAUAGUCUUAGUGCCAGUUUCUAUGGGCGAAUUUGGUAGCCUUUUAUUCGACGGGUCUGAUUUGGUUCUUUCAAAAAUUAAUGUAUGCUCAUUUUAUUUUGCUUUGUUAACAAUUGUUACGUAGAAAGUAACAUAAAUGUUUAUGUGACGUGUCAGUUUGCAUUAUUGAUUUUGGAAUCAUGAAUUUGAUCAUUUAAAAAAAAAGAUUUCAGAACAAAACAUUUCACAAUUAGUUAAUUCCUUGAUGAUGAAUACAUAAGUAUUUGAAAGCUCGGAAUAUAGAUAUUAAAAAGUGUAUACUUUGGGGGUUGAUUUCCCACAAUCCAACAACUAAAACGUUUAUAAUAUAUAUCUUUUAACUAUAAAGUUUUUUAACUCAAAGGAAAUCUUUGUCAACUUGGUAAUAAAAAUUAUUAAUUUGUGGGUUACGGCACUAAAAUUUAGAGUAUCCGAUGUCAUUUUGAAACUUGUUUUUUAAACUAAACAAAUUUGAUAUUUUAUAAUAAAAUUUUAUAUCUUACAAUCCGCAAUUAAAUAAUAUAAGUCAUUUUCAAUUUCAUCAAUUAUUUUUUAUUUAUACAAAGAUCAUAUUUUCAUUUUAUAUUUAAGCCAAAAAUUAGUCCCUGAGGAUAAGUACAUAGUUUUUCGAUAGCUUGGAAUAUAUAUUAAAAAGAGUACACUUUUAUAUUGUAUUGCCGCAACACCACAAUGAUCAUCAAAAUUUACCAUCAUUUUAAUUGAAUUUUGAAUUGGAAAUAUAUAUUCCGUAUUGCUAGCCUGUCACUUGCACAUGAUAAAUUUGCUAUAAAGUUAUUGGAAUGGAAAAUGACGCUGGCUACAAAUACUUUCCUUAUAUUCAAAAACAGAUUUCAAAGUUAGAUGUCGGAGUUUUUAUGACGUAUAUUGAAUUAUGUUACUGUGAAACGUUAUUUAUAAAUGUUAGUAACUGUUGUUACCGUUAUUAUUAUCAAAAUGUGUUUGUAUUAAACGAUUUUUUUGUUAAAUAUAACAAAGGUUUUUAUAUAUAAAAUUAAUUAACACUAUAAAUGUGACAAUAAAAUGAAAUUAGUUAUAACAUUUAAUACUAUAUGAGGUGUGGUUACUAAAUGAGAGUAAGGUCUGUCAACGAAUACAGUAGAUGUUUUACCCUCUACCCUUCUACCCUUCACAUGAUGUUUCCAGUGUUAAAAAUGUUUACAGCUAGAGGAAAACUUAUGUGCAUUUUACUCCAACUGUUUUCUCACUUGAAAAUAUUAUCAACUUUCACUCACGUAGGACCGUAAAUGCCUAUACAACGAUAAGCUCGGAUUAAUAUACCAAUUCUCUCAAUGGAUUCGACAUUGAGAGCUCUUGUGAACGCCGAUCGUAUUCGGUUAUUCCAAGACCUUGUUUAAAUUGCUUAAAAGCGUGUGUAUGGGAUAAAAUUUCAAUCUUAUACACUAGUUUUACCUUCCUGCAGAGAAAAUUUCAAAUAAAUUCAAUAAACUGUUACAGUCUAACUAUCUACUGAGCUUGGGGUGGGGGAUAACCAUGUUCAAGCAUACCGUAACAUGUUUUCUGGAAACAGCAUCAGGUCAUUUUAUAGCCGCACCUCGUAUACUUAACAGAAUUGGCUGUGGUGGUUUUUCCAGUAAUAUUUUUACUUCUUUGUUGCUAAAAUUUGUUUUUUGUACAACUGUCAAUAAAACUUGACAUUUCUGCAUCUCUAUCGAUAUGUGAAUGUUAACUUCUUUAACUGCCAAAAUAAUUUAUAUGAAAUAUUGUUUUUUGAAAGAUUCAUUGUGAACAAGGUAAAUAAUUAAUUAUUAUUAAUCAUAAAACAAUUUCAGUUAUUGGAAAUUGAUGGUAAAAUUUAAACAAUAACUUCCAAUAUAAAUUCCCGAAGAUGUUACUGCUUAUCAGAAACGGUAGAUAUUUUUUGAAGAGUUGAUUCCAUAAUUUUUCAGACAUUUUAAUUUGUUUAGAAGAAAAUGGACAAUUCAAUAUUUUGUUGGAAAUCUCAAACUAUAUUCUAUAUAUGCAUCUGCUACGGAGGCAGAUUUUCAACCACUGGCGAGUUAUGAAUGUAAUAGUGCCCCAUGUAUUGGCUAGGAGAGUAACAGAGCUCCUAAUGAAACAUUGAUCAGUGUAGCUCUUAUACAUGUCUUGCUGGAGAUGUUUAUAUUUUGAGGCUGAGAUUGGGAUUCUGGAUCAAAAUCCAGUUUAAUUUCAAUGGUCAUAGUAUUAUAUCUCACAAUGUACAAUCACAAAUAUUGUGACUUCUCUUUUCAUUAUCUAACGGGAUGUCAUAGGGUUUCUCAGGCUCAUCAAUUGUAUCAGUUGAGGCCCUAGGACCUAUGCCGAUUUCUUUAAUAUCUCUAUUACUUCAAAUUAGUACAUAUUUUGAAUAUCAAACUAGAAUAGAGAAAUUAUUCAGUUCAUAAAUGGCCCAUAUAAAAGCAUGCAAUUAAAGGAGUGAUAAUCAGAUAGGUACUUCCAUCAGAUGCACCAGCACCACUUUUUUCCUCUCUUGUAUGUAUGUAUGUUUGACGCAUCUUGUUACAUUUCACUUUUAUUUCAAUAAUUGUGGUUCAUUUCAAUUGCUUGAAUGGAACUUGACCUUGCGAGUUUAUUCUUAUAAUUUGUAGAUGUAAUUUCGUACAAUUUGUAUGGUGUCCCUUUAGCUCUGCUUGAGGGCAGCGACUUUCGUCCAAGAUAUAGUUUUAGUUUUAAAAUGCAAUUGAAAUCAAUUAAAUACGUUAACAUAAGAAAUAAUCGAUGGUAAGUUGUGAAAUGAAGUGAUAAUCGUCAAUUGACAAUAACUUUUAUUAUUUCAAACGAUGUAAUUUCACAUUCACAGUUGUACAAAAAAUGUUGUUUGUAUUUUAUGUAAAAAAUUCGUAUUUUCAUGGUACAUGUGCCAUUAAAAAAUUUUCUGCACUUAAUACAAAAAUAACUACACCGUACCAUAUUUUUGAAUGAUCUCACAUAAGUUUUAGUAUAUAGUUUUUGAAAUAUAUGUGCAAAGUGCAAAUAUAUUAUAGGAAUACACUAUGUAUCACAUUUAUUUUUAAAUUUUGAUUACUAUUUAUAUUUAAACAUAUUCACUCAUUUUCACUUAAAAAUUUCAAUUAUUUGGAUUGAUUCAUGGAUACAUUUUGAAAAUACAAUGGAGUUUGUUAAUAACCACAAAUUAUGUUCGUUCAUUUCAACAUUAAUUGUAGGUGUAUUCCAUCCGGGUAAAGUUCUGGUGUCUACUUUGAUAAUAAUUCUCACUUUAAGUAUUAUAAUUAUAUUUUGACAUUUAUUUUUGUGCUAUAUUGUUAAAUGGAUUUGAUUACUGUUUAUCAAGUUUUUAAUCUUUCCCACUUUAUAUACAAUUAGUAGUUUAUGUAGCAUUACGAGACUUAUUUUAGAGAUAACAAUAUGUCUUUGAAUCAAAUAAAAACCCCACCCACACCCACUGAAGACAAAAUAAACUUAUAAUUCUUUAGAUUUUAGAAUAAUUUUAAAAAUAUUGUUGAACUUUGUUUUCUAAUAUGUUACCAAGAAAGUGUUUGGAAUAGGAAGGAACCUGGAUCCUGUAAGUACUACAUCUGACCCCAAUCAUUUGUGUAUAAAACUUCUGUUUCAUCAUAAAAACUUAAUAUUGUAGUUGGCUUUUUAUAUAAUUGAUUUCAUGUUUGAUCCUUCUGAUGAGGUAGACAGUUCUUUAUUUCUAAUUUUUAUUCAAUUUCCUUCUGUACUUUGUCUACAUGUUCACAUAUAUUUGGUAUAAUUUUAGUUUGUUAUUCUAAAUCAUUUGCAUCAGCCAAUGUAGAGCUUACAUUUUCUUAAAAAAUUAACGUCAUCGAUACUAUAAAAACAAUAACUUUACAUUAGGAAAUAAUUGUAUACCAACAAAUACUAAUAUGUACUAAAAUAAUUAAAAACUAUGAAGAACAAUUAUAAUACAAAUCAAUCAAUUUAUGAAGCAUGAAAAUCUUCGUUAAUUUUUUUUAUUUAAAAUUGUUGAAACGCGAGACAACAGAUUUGUCCCUCAGUCUUCUCAUAAAUGUUCGUUGUUAACUGUACUUCAGCUCAUCCUUAACCUAGCGUGAAUUGCAUCUUGUGUUGUCACUUGCGGAGUAGUUGCAAUUACGUCGUCAUUUUCCUGAUUUAUUGUUUAAAACAAAAUAUCUCUUAUAUAAUCUCUUCGUCAGACAUUUCAUGAAAAAUAUUUUCCUCUUCAUCCAUUCCACGGUACCAAAUUUCCAGACUUAUUGUAUAUAAGCAGCCACUUGCACUAUUACUUCCAAAGUUACAAUUUGUGGAUCGUUGUUGAAUCUGGCCAUAACUUUAUCCGAAAAGAUGUAGGUAGGUAAUCGUUGAUGAAACCAUUGACAAAUAGCAAAAACCAAGUCUUUCAUACAGGUUUUUUAACGUUUUUUUUACAUUAGCUGAUAGGUUUUUCUAAUAAUCUUGCUUGACAAACUGAAUUACAUGUGGAUCCAUUGGUUGAAUUAAUGCAGUUUGUCGGAAGACACAUCGCAGUGAUGCGUUUAUCUUCUGUCGUCAAUUCUUUUUCAAUUGAUGACUGUUAUAAAGAAGCAAUAAUGAUUUUUAAGGAAAUUAUGAACUUUCAACUAUUUUCUAAAUUCUGGUACUAAGCAUUUAUCAAACCACUUUUUGUAGUCCAGGCACUAUUAUCUCCAUAACAGCAUACAAGUAAAUGAAUGUCUUCUAAUGCGAGUGAUUUAUUAGAUUUCCAACGAUCACCAUGAUAUGGUUAAAUUUUCUUUCUCUACUUUUCGUCCAGGUACGGAUUUUUCGUUAUAAGAAACGAACGUUUCACCUUUUACAAAACUUUGAAUUGAAAUAGCAAGUGGCAUAAUUUCUCUGCUGCAAUAAUGGCUUUUGAAACUAUUUAGCCCUUCUUAGCGUUCAAGGCCAGCAUGGUUUCAUGAAGAAACCACAUGUAUAAAUACGCCACCGUUUAGCUUUCUUUAGUGUCUGUCUCUUGCCUGACACACCGUUAAUAGUUGUUAAUAUGAAAUAUUUAUUACUGAAAGAUUAAUUACCGUUUGAGUGGUCCAAAACUACAAAAUUGCAUUUUUAUUCUUUAAUUGUCGGUGAACACACGAUAGCCCGUACCGCUAUCAUAUGUAGAAUUCAAACUAAGCGAUCAGAAUUAAAAGAGUAGCUCCAUGUCGACCAUAGUAGUGGUGUUACUUCAGCAAUUAUUAUCAAAUAAAUUCUAUAAUAGUGGCGAUUUACGGGGGGCGCCGGAUUAUUGAAUGUCCACUGAGUUUAAUGUUUCAAGUUAACAAUAUUUUUUAUACUAACGUUGUAUACCAUUCUAUUGUCAUCUUUAUUAUAUUCAGCUUCUCGCUUAAUAUUAUGAAACUCCUCUGAACUCCCUAAGUAUCAUUCUGUUAUAAGACGUUGAGAGGCACCGCAUUCGUGUCAUACAUUUAUAAUGCAAUAAAACGCUUAUAAGAUGCUUACCUCAUUCAAAUUUGAUGUGUCUUUAACAUGUUCAAGACUAUAUAGAAUCUCCUUCUCUAUUGAUUUGGCCAACCUUUUGGUAAUUAGGAAAUUCUCAUUUAAAUAUUGAGAAAAUGAAUACUUCGUAAACAUUCCGAUUUUUAUUUGAAAAUUAUAUUUUUAAUAUUAUUUAUCCACAAAAAAAAUUUAGAAAAUGUCAUUACGAAUAAACCUUUUUUUGCAUUAUAGUGCAUCCAAUUGAUGAAAACUUGAGCUCAUAUGUUUUUUAUAUUAGUCAAUUUUCUUGUGGUGAAAGAAAAUAUGCAUUUUAUUAUGGAAGUAUAAAAUAGCAAUUAUUUUACAUCAUUUCAGUUGUUAUUAAACGUUGAGUUCAUUAGUUACAAAUAUAUUUAAUAUAGUUUAAAGUGCUCAUACGUAUUAAUUAGUGAUUACUUACUUUGUACAUUGCAGCGUAUGAUAAUAGUAUCAAUUUGAGUAAAGUCUCAAGUUUAAAAAUAAUUAAUAUUUAUUAAGUAAGUAGUAGAAUAGCUUUUUAAUAACUUAAAUUAUUUUAGUACAUUUCGAUAAAUUUGUUUUGGAGUUUUUCCUUUAGUUUUGAAUUAGUUUUUCCUUUUUCUACUUAAGUAAGGUUAAGGUUUUAGAAUGCUCAAUUAAAUAUGAGUUUGUUUAGUGUAAAAUCUGCAAUAUCUUUCAAUUUUAUUCAAUAUAGUUCCUUUUUAUUUUUAAACUAAUCCAUGAUAUGAGUUACACUGCCAUAAUUUGUUUAUCAUUGCAUUACUUAAAACACCUGAGAGAGCUAGUAAACGUCAAAGCUGGAGUGGUGGUACUAUUUUGGUUCCACCUGUAUUGCAACAUAUCUAAUUUUAGGUAUAGAAUUCCCAUUUUUUAUAUUACCUCUUUGAUUAUAGUUUAUAGUAUAUAGAUUAUAGUAUAUGUCGUAAGUUUAUAUAUCAACAAAUAUCUUUAAAAACUUUGUAAGUUAUACAUAAUUUUAUUUCAAAAUUUUCAUGAGUUAUUUCAAAUGAAAAUGAUUUCAGGUUUGAAAUAAUAUGACAGAAGUGUCAAUAGACCCGCGGAAAGUUUCGUUUUUUUUUGUAUUUGAUUAUUUUUAUGGCGUUUCAAUCCAUUAUGUGAUUUAAUGUCCAUUUAAAAUAAUUUACCCUUACACAAACGUCCCUCCCAUGGGAGCUGACGACCUUUAAACAAGAUGUUGUUAAUUCUGUUUUUUUUUUAAAUAUAACUAAAAUACCCCGCUAUUCAUUAUGAACUGUUUAAGGGAGAGAUGCAGCAAUCAUGUCAACUUGAAAAUUUUAUAUAUUAGGUUUAUGAUAAAUUUUACAGUAAAUUCUAAAAUUAUAAGGUAUUUUUCAGGAAAAAUGUGCUAUUGUUUGAAUUCCCUAGUUUUUACAGUUUUCGAGAGAAAUCGUCUUCAACUUUUUAUAUUUUAAACAUUCAAUCCCAUUCAUAGCUUAUCUUUUGCAAAUGAUCUAAUUUAUUUCGAGCCGAUAUUAUUACAUCCCAUCUGUUCUUGUAUCCUAACUAAAUAAAAAUAAAUUCACAAAUAUUAACCAUUAUGUUAAUCACUGGCAAUAGCCAAAAGACAAGUAAAUCUUUCGUCAAACUUUUCAAUCAUUUGUCAAAUAAGCUGAACUGAGUUGUUUCCAUUAGUGUUGCAUCGGUUAGGGAGGAGGUAAAUAUCUCAAUUCAUCUGAUUUGAGUAAUAUUAAAUGGGACAUGAAUUCAUGCGAAAGGACUUUAGGAUUGUUUGUUUACAAAAGGACCUUCUAGUACAUGUAACGUUUACCCUUCCACAUUGAAAACUUCUAACGAUAAUAGGGUUUAUAUAGCGUACAAUUUAUCAAUGUAGGUUUAUAUAAUGUACCGAGUUUGUGUAGUAACAUUUCUAUUUGAGAUAUGCUUAUAAAACAGAUGAUUUAACGUCAUCAUUCUUUGGGAAGAACUAUCGGUAAACGUGCAGAAUAGUAUAUUGAAUAUACUGUUUACACCAACAACAAUUAUACUGUCUAACGCGCGUUUCGAUAACCAACCUAUCGUCUUCAGACACUGAGGGUAAACUAAAAUCUAAUAACUUGACAUACCUGUUUUGUACUAAAUUUUUUCACCCAUAAGCCACCUCCCGCGAAAAAUUAAUUUCAGUGGGAAAACUCCUUGGCGGGAAUAUUCAUGUUUAUUUUUUGACUACUAAACUAAAGAGUGAGCUGUAAGGAAUUGGCCCUUUGUCCCUAUUUAAGCUACUCUUAAAUCUAGCAAUUUCAAUGCUCUCAAAUACAUCCAAUAAUUUAUUAUUGCAUACAUUUUUUAACAAUUUUAAAUUAUUAAUAUUUAUGCAAUGAUUGUGACUGACAGCGUGAUCGGCAAUACUUGAUUUUCCGGUCCGUCCAUAUUUCAAACUCUUUUCCAAAUUUGGUAUUUUAUCCUUAAGAUUGCCCAACAAUUUUUAAUGUGUUGUUGGAUUUAUAAAGCAUCAAAGUAUCAAAGCAAAUUUUUCUUAUAUUUGGGUACUUUGGGUUUGGAAAAAAGUUGAUAGAGAUUUCUUAAACCUAUGACGAUCAAUUAACCUAUUUACAAUUCUCUUUUCAUAACCGUUGAGUACAACUACAUCCUCAAUGAAGGACUUUUCCUUAUAGUAUCUCUCGAUGGUGAGCGAAAAGUGGAUUAACCGAUAUACCAGAAAAUGGAUGCUGGCCAUCUUAUGUUGGAUUCAAUGAAAAGAAUCAGCGGGGAUGUACCUGCACGUAGCGGUGUUUUUCCUAAAUACAAAAAAUUCUAACCUAUUACUAUUCCUAAUUACUAAAGUAUCUAAAAAUGGUAACUGUCCAUUAUUCUCCAUUUCGUAGGUGAAAUAAAUUCAUCUACGUUUGCCUUCUUCAUAUUGAAUAUGGCGAUCUUUUGAAAUAGGGGCUUCCUACGAUUUGAACAGUAAAAUUAUUUUUGUAUUUUGACACUAUAUCUUAUUCUCAUACUGUUUCAGGUGUUGAAUGUUUUUCCAUUUUCCUCUAUACCACUGAAGUUUUUCCUCUCUGUUAUUCAUAGGUUUUGUUCGAUUAUUUAGUCUUAAAUUAUAGCAAUUUAAUUUUAUUCAAAAGGUUAUGUUUAAUCAAGAUUUCUUCAAUUUUUACUAUUUCACUCAUCCACUAUUAUUAUUGUAUUUUAUGUUACUCUACCUAUUAGAAGUCUUUCCUGGUCUCCCCUUCUUUAUUGUAUCUUGUAUAGUUCUAUCAUCUUACGAUUCCUGCUACUUCACAUUCUGAGAUCUUUCAAUAUAUUACUUUAGUAUAUUUAAAAAGUAAGAUUUCUUUUGUUCUCUAACUACUUGUUUCCAUUUCUAACAGAAUUAGCAUUUAUGUAUGAAUAUUGAAGAGUUCAAUUUGAAAUGGAUAUUAUCUUUUAAUCUAAUGUGCCCAAAUCAUGUUUCUGGCUGUUUGUAGUCCCAUUGCACCAAAUAUUUUUUCGCAAUUUUCUGCAAUAAUAUUAAUAUGGAUGAAUAUGGAUUACAGCACGUAACUUUAUCAUGAAUUUUCAUAUUAUGUGUGCCAUUUCAGUAAAAAAUGUUCAAUAAAAUGUGUUGUAUUUUUUAUUAAACUGUAUUCAUAUUGUCCGUUUUUAAAUGACUUAUUUUUACUACAAUCAUUCACAAUAAUUUUUACAUUUAUUGUUAUUAAUAAAAAAUUUAAUACCAAAAAAAAAACGUUUGACCAAAUAGAAUUAUGUACAGCUGAUUAACAAUAAUUUUAAUGUCGAACUUAUAGUUGAAGUCAGUUGUUGACAUAAACUUGUUUAUUGUAUGAUAGAUAAUAAGCAAAAUACAUGCAAUAUUUUUCUAUUAAGUGAUAUUUUUUUUAUGUUCGUAAAAUGUUAUUUCAUUUUUCUAUUAUAUGUCUGAGGCAAUAAAAGUAAUUUUGAUAAA
Diorhabda sublineata is the source of this 13310-nucleotide messenger RNA. Its product is annotated as cellular tumor antigen p53. Lineage: Eukaryota; Metazoa; Arthropoda; Insecta; Coleoptera; Chrysomelidae. Gene Ontology annotation, cellular component: nucleus. Gene Ontology annotation, molecular function: DNA-binding transcription factor activity, RNA polymerase II-specific; RNA polymerase II cis-regulatory region sequence-specific DNA binding. The record is from RefSeq and is a predicted model, not a curated record. The coding region runs from base 319 to 1359 and encodes 346 amino acids. The transcript has 10 exons. Gene Ontology annotation, biological process: apoptotic process; regulation of transcription by RNA polymerase II.